Molecule: messenger RNA, 2088 nt
Organism: Penicillium brevicompactum
Lineage: Eukaryota; Fungi; Ascomycota; Eurotiomycetes; Eurotiales; Aspergillaceae
Product: sodium:neurotransmitter symporter family protein
Exons: 2
Coding region: 1-2088 (695 amino acids)
Biological process (GO): sodium ion transmembrane transport
Cellular component (GO): membrane
Source: RefSeq, a predicted model, not a curated record
AUGGUACUUGCCCCGUAUUUGAGGAAAGUUGUGCAGUACCCGAGAAGUCUCGCGCACUCGUUCGGGAGCACCAAAGCCGGGCGUUACUUGAGCAAAGUCGGCAGCUGGAUCGCGCCUCCUCCAAACAAGUCAGAAGAUGGGCGUGACCAGUGGCCCUCCCGAGCAGCUUUCCUGCUUGCCGCCAUGGGAGGCUGCGCCGGCCAAGGAAACUUGCUACGAUACCCCUCAGUGGUCUACAACAAUUACGGGUUGCAGUGGUUUAUUCCCUAUCUGAUAGCAGUGUUUGCUGUCGCCAUUCCAGCCCUCAUACUCGAGAUCUCAAUCGGACAAGCUUAUCGGGGCGGAACGGUGAUCGCCUUCAACAACAUCAACAAGCGAUUGAAAGGUGUUGGUCUGGGACCGAUUCUGGUCAGCUUUGUGGUGGUACAAUACUUCACUGUGAAUUUGGCGUGGAUCAUGAAUUAUUUCCGCAACUCGUUUACCAGCCCGCUGCCAUGGGAAGGUAGAAUCGAGGAGUUCUACAUGGGCGAUGUUGUUGCCAAUGUUGAUCCGAUCGAAGGCAGUCUCACGGCUGGAAACGCCGCUGUCGCAAAUUAUACCGUUUACCCCGGUGUCGCGCUGAUUGGCGAGACGGUUGGAUGGAGCGCCUUCAUUUGGUUCCUGAUCUGGAUUUCUAUCUUCCGUGGAGUCGGACUGACUGGUCGUGUGGUCUACUGGACCAUGGGUCUGCCAAUUGUCACCACAAUCAUUAUCGUCGGCCGCGCAUGUUCUCUGGAGAAUGCGCGUGAGGGUAUCCGACUUCUAUGGGCCACUUGGAGGAGCGAUCAGCUAGCCUCCGGCACCGUGUGGCAGACCGCAGUCGGACAGGUAUUCUUCUCGACGGGCAUUGGCUUUGGCUAUUUCACUUCAUACGCUUCCUACAACUCGAAGCAUUCAAAUGCAGUCAUGGACGCAAUACUCAUCUGCGGAAGUAACAUUCUAUUCGAGAACUUUGCUGCAUUCGCUGUCUUUGGUGUCGUGGGGUAUCUCCAACGUUGGCCACAGGAUGGCGAGAGAUUGGGUGCCUUUGUCGUUGGGUUCUUGACACUCCCCGAGGCUGUUCUCCAUAUGCCGGGUGCCAACUGGUGGGCAAUCCUGUUGUUUUUCACCUUGGUUGUUCUCGGAUUCAGCUCGGCCUUUGUUAUGCUUGACGCGGUUGCAACUUUGGCUGUGGACGCGGGGAUGAAAAUGUCGAGGCCGAUGAUUGUAACGGGCUUGACUAUCAUCUCCUUCCUCAUGUGUCUGCCAUACUGCACUCAAUUUGGAUUCUACUUACUAGAUGGAAUUGACAGGUGGAUCAACAACGUCUGUUUGAUCUUUGUUGUCUGGUCAGAGCUCGUUGGAGCAACCACAGUCUAUCGCUGGCAUGACGUGGUGAGCCAAACAGGGCUUCCUGCUUUCGUUGUGUACAAUUUUGGAUACUUCGGUGGCCAAAUCAUUGGUGUUGCCGUUGCGCAUGGUGUGUCGGACCCAGCUGCCGGUGCCGGUGCCGGGUUUGGCUUAUACAUCGUUUGUUCAAUUGUUUCCACCUUGAUUUCUACCACGCCUGCUAUCAAAGCAGCCAAAUUUUGGGGUCGGAAUCCUCUACUCAGUCGAUUCUGGUACCUAGCCUUCUAUUCUGGUAAUCAACUGAGACGCGACCUCAACCUCGUGGUUGGUGGUAACGGGAACUGGAACAUCCCGACUUUCUGGCCCGUCCUACUCCGUUAUAUCAGUGCACCUAUCUUGGCGAUUGUGUUCAGCUUCGCGUAUCCGGAAUUCUACACCUUGCGAUAUGAUCCUAUGAUGAUCUCUGGAUUCAUUCUGGCACACAUUUGCUUGCUCUUGAUUCUUCUUGGUGUGGUUUUCCCACGAUACUACGAUAUCUUCAUUCCUCCCCGCCGAAGAGUCGAAGGCACUGAAGUCACAAUCGCCAAUGAACCCAAAGAGCAGGAAUUUGUGCCGGAGGGGGGUGUCUUUGAUCAGGAGUCUGGUGUUCAUGCAUCUAUUCCGAAGAAUAGCUCCGAGAGAUUUGACGCAGAGCAUUCAACAGCGCAACCAAAGCUGUAA